AUGGAUUCUGUUCGAAAAGGUGCAUUACCCUCAAUCAUGUCUGAAUUAAUGAAAGAAAAUAAUAGUACAAUAUCACCCGCAAGCACGAGCUCCAUAAUGGAGGACAUCAUUAUUCCAUCAUUUAAAGAUGCAAAAUCACAACAAGCAGCAGCAUCGUUAUCAACCAUUGUCGAAGAAUUAGAAAAGGUUGAAAAGAAAGAUUCUCAAUUUGCCCAAAACCUUCUUGCUGCUCUUAUUACACGAGUUCAAAAAAGUGAAAAUAUACCUCCACAAUUUAAACAUGUAGCAUCGACAGAAUCUUCAAUUGCCUCCAAUUCAGAAGGUAUGGAAGCUAUCAGCCAGAAUUUACUCAAACGAUGGAAACUUAAAGUGAAAACUCUUGACCACUGA
Molecule: messenger RNA, 390 nt
Organism: Naegleria fowleri
Lineage: Eukaryota; Heterolobosea; Eutetramitea; Acrasida; Naegleriidae
Exons: 1
Coding region: 1-390 (129 amino acids)
Source: RefSeq, a predicted model, not a curated record